UUUGCUAAUCCUGAUUUUAUGGAAUCCAUUUCGGAUGUAGUUGAUGAAGUUAUACAGAACUGUCCCAUUGACGUCCGGCGUCCAUUAUAUAAGAAUGUGGUUCUGUCAGGAGGAUCCACGAUGUUCAGGGACUUUGGACGACGACUGCAAAGGGAUUUGAAGAGAGUAGUGGAUGCAAGAUUGCGGCUUAGCGAGGAACUCAGUGGUGGUCGGAUAAAACCCAAACCAGUUGAAGUUCAAGUGAUAACACAUCACAUGCAGCGUUAUGCAGUUUGGUUCGGCGGUUCCAUGCUGGCUUCAACACCAGAGUUUUUCCAAGUAUGUCACACCAAGAAAGACUAUGAAGAGUAUGGCCCUAGUAUUUGUCGUCAUAAUCCUGUUUUUGGAGUCAUGUCAUAACGCUCGUCUAAUGAAAACGAUCUCCGAUAUCUUGCUGGUGAAGAAACUCAUGUAAUGCAGAGGAAGGCAGCAGAUACUGUAAAUACUGAAGCAAGAUGUGGUUGUCUCUUGGAAGCAUUUGGAUCACCACCGUGCACUAAAGCACAACUUACAGCCCCAAGUCAUUUCAGUAAAAGCCAUUUCUCUGCUGACUACUUUAAAGCCUAUCCUUCUUUCUUCCUAAAUGUGAGGUAAUUGAAAAUAGGUAAGUCUCGGUUUAGGAGGUUGUGCAAAUACUACUGAAACUGAAUCUAGAAGAAUAAGGCAGUGCUUUACUGCUUGUGGAAAGAUUUAAACCUUUCCCACUUUUGCCCUGAUUCUGCAAUCAAAUCUUUAGCAAUGAGCACUAAAUACCACAUUGCCUUCAGGGGAGUUGGAAUGGAUGCAGGUACCUGCCCAAAUGGAUUAGAUUGCAGGAUUGGGACUGUACUUUGUAAAUGUAGGUUUUUCAUAUCAUUUUGUAUUUUAUGAUAUUGGUAGGGUGAAUUGAUGACUAGUUCUAAGCACGAACAGCUAUCAAUGUCAUGGAGUGAUGUUACGCAUUUCCAGGUGUGAGGCAUGUAUUGGAGUUGUGCUGGUAUUUUUUUUGGCAAAAAAAAAAAAGCCAUGUAUGCUAGAAACUGAUUUGUUGUUUGGAUGACACAAACUAAGUGAUUUACAAUAUUGUAUGAAGUUUAUUAUAGCCACUGCUACUUCGUUUUGAAUUUUCUGAAACUGUUUUAUAGAAGAUGAUGUUUUGUUUUGAUGUUGGUGAGUGGUGGAUGACACACGGGCCUUGCACCAGUGAAAUAAAAGCUGUUAACAUCUUUAUGAA
Messenger RNA from Fulmarus glacialis (Northern fulmar), 1252 nucleotides. RefSeq names its product actin-related protein 3B-like. Gene Ontology annotation, cellular component: actin cortical patch. The annotation marks the transcript as partial. The transcript is spliced from 4 exons. Gene Ontology annotation, molecular function: actin filament binding. The record is from RefSeq and is a predicted model, not a curated record. Lineage: Eukaryota; Metazoa; Chordata; Aves; Procellariiformes; Procellariidae.